AAAUUCAAUCUGUUGGAAUCAUUUUGCCAAUUUACGUUUGUCGAAUUGCAGGUAGGGCAAGUGAAGAGAGCGAGCCUAAGCGAUCGGCUGCUCAGUACCAAAGUCAAAGUACUGGCAAAAAUUAUCCUAUCGGUAUUCAUAGCGCCGGCGAUUCUAUACGGUCUGUUUUUCCUGUUUCUCCGCUACCAAUCGCAGCUGACUCGAGUCGAGAUCAAGCAAGUCAGCGUGAAGGAGAAACGGCCCGUUUACUGGCUUUACAACGCCAAAGAGCCGCGGAGUACGGGCCACUUGAAGCACGUUAUCCGCGUGCUCGAGCGUCUGGGAUUCGAGCGAGGCAGCAACGAGUCCGAUUGGGAUCUUUUGUGGGCCCACGACUAUCCGUUUAAAAAUCUCUACUCGCAGCUGUAUCAGCCGAAACCUCACCAGCUGAUCAACCAUUUUCCCGGUUGCGGCUAUAUAACGAACAAAGUCGACCUGUCCACGAGCGAAGGAGAUUUCCUUCCCAAAUCCUUUAAAAUACCCGAGGACAAAGACAAGCUGCUGGAAUUCGUGGAGAAAAAUCCGGAAAAGACGUUCGUUCAAAAAUCCAAUGCUCAUCGUGGCAUCAAGAUCCAGCGAGUUCAAGAAUUGAAUCUUACUGCGGUGGGCUCCUUCGUCCAGGAGUUCAUCGAACGGCCCUAUCUAGUCGACGGCUUCAAAUUCGACAUCGGUAUCUACACGGUCGUAACGUCGAUCGAUCCGCUACGAGUCUACGCUUACAAAGGCGACGUCCUCUUCCGUUUUUGUCCCGUCGAGUAUUACCCCUUCGAUCCGGAAAACAUCGACAAGUACGUCGUUGGCGACGAUUACCUACCGAUAUGGAACGUACCUUCGCUCAAGAAUUCUUACACCAAGCUGGGCCUGUCGAUGAAGGAGUCCUUCGACACUUACGUCAGAUCCACUGGCAAGGAUCCCCAACGGAUGUGGGACGCUUGCUUCGAUGCCAUUAAAAAUGUCCUACUCCAAAAGGAGGCCCAAAUACGCGACGUCGUCGAAAAGAGAUUCCGAGGCACUCGUCGCAACUUCUUCGAACUCGUCAGAUUCGACUUCACCGUUGACGAAAACCUCGAUGUUUUCAUGAUGGAAGCGAAUAUGUCGCCCAAUCUAUCCUCGGCUCAUUACCCACCCAACCAAUUGCUUUACGAGCAGGUAUUGUACAACCUGUUCUCCUUGAUUGGGCUCGCUCAGAGGACCAGGAAGGACUCGCUCAAACCAGGGAGCAAAGAAGAGCGAGAUAUGGUUGUUGCGGAUAAAAAUCUCGUUGUUUUACCCGAAGUAUGCUCAGAGUGCGAGGAUUGCUUCAAAGUAGAAUGCCAACUGUGUCGAUUUUGUUUCACCGACGAUACGAGGCGCAUUUUGACACAAACCUAUUGGGAGCAUCAAAACAAAAUGGACUAUUUAAGACUUUUUCCUCCAGUUAUCAAAAAAAACAUGGUGCUUAAAGACUAUUCUCUGAGAAAUCAACUUUUAGUUCGAUGGUUCCAGGGCAAAUGUGAGCUCGAUCCAACGUGGUGCAAUUAGCAAUGCAUUCAGUUUCAACGGAUAU
Messenger RNA from Trichogramma pretiosum, 1585 nucleotides. It is a transcript of the gene TTLL15, whose product is annotated as tubulin polyglutamylase TTLL6. The transcript has 3 exons. The record is from RefSeq and is a predicted model, not a curated record. Gene Ontology annotation, biological process: protein modification process. The annotation marks the transcript as partial. NCBI's taxonomy places the organism in Eukaryota, Metazoa, Arthropoda, Insecta, Hymenoptera, Trichogrammatidae.